GGGGAAAAAUAUCUAAUAAUAAGUAGCGAAUGUCAGAUGCAAAGUGGAGGUAAGCGUCGAAACGUUGUUCAAAAGUAGGAUACGGAUAUCGUCGAUUGUAACAUUGCCAAUCUAAAAAGCCAUAUACCGGGUGAAUUGGAAUAUUUGUUGACGAAGGUUGGCACGCCUGGCUGUUUGCGAAUGACUGUCAAAACCUACUUUCCCCAUAGAAGUUCCCGAGGAAAUACGAUGUCCAUCUCGUAGACGCGAUAAAAAAAAGAAACGCACGACGCAAACCCUUGUCAAAGUGCACGUAAUACGUUGCAGUGGGGUGCUGGCCCAGAGCAGUGUCUUUCGUGCCUAUUCUUUAACCAGUUUGAGGAACGAAUGGAGUAUUCUGGCAUGUAACGAGAUAUUCUACCAGGAUCUGGGGUAUCCUCUCCGAGGCGAGGAAUUACGCAGAACCAACGUCUCUUGAAAUCCAUUCGGUAGUGAAGAGAACAGGUCAAGAUAACUGCAGCUGCUGGUGGUUUAAUAUUCUCGCAGCAGCUUCUACCCUGUCAAAAUCUGUCAAAAUGUUCAUCACGUGACAUCAGCCGUCAAGAGAUAUGGAAAAACAAUAAAUUAACAAUCCGCAUAAUUCCCAAGGAACAAUUCAAGAAAAAAGGCCUAUAGAAAAAAAAAAUCAUCCCAUUGUACUAACAAAUGCUUUCUUGGUAAUAUAAGCAGAGGAAAAACUUUUCUUUAAAGAAUACAACUUUGAUCCAUCUCCGUUAGUUAGUGACAGGAAAUACCAAAUUAAGAUUUUAAAGCAAUAGUAUUGAUUGAUUAGUCGAAUCAUUUUAUAAGUUGAAAAAAGUUGAAGGAAAAAAAAGUAAUAGUAAGAAUCAUAGGGAAUUAAAAUGAAUAAUCAAGGUGAGCAGACGGAGGGUAAAUGGAAUUGCGAGUAUUGUACAUAUGAAAAUUGGCCUUCAUCUUUGAAAUGUACAAUGUGCAGAGGGGCAAAGCCUUUAUUCGGGGAAGAUAUUUAUCGUUUGCGCGAUCCAAGUCCACAGCGAUCAGGUUCUAACGUAGCGUCUGGUCCAGUACCUCAAAUAAGUCAGUCAACAGACUUUUGCAACCUAAGCCCUCAAAAUUACAGCCAAAAUUUGCCUUCAGGAGGUAAAUGGGCCUGUGACUUAUGCACCUACCUCAAUUAUCAAAAUACAAAUCGGUGUGCGCAGUGUGGACACAAGAAACUGGUAAAUCACUCCACAUCUAUACAUUCGACAGCCUCAAAUCUACACGAACAACUAGCACCAUUAAGGCUGGGCGAUCCCCCGCCUAACCCAGGGUCAAACCUACAGAUAAAUUCUUCGUUAAUUAAUUUACAUCCUGAAAAGUACUCCUAUGCGCAGCUGAAUAUGCCGUUGUCUAAUACGCAGCAAGAGAAAUGGUCGUGUCCGUCGUGUACCUAUGAAAACUGGCCAAAAGCUACGAAAUGUAUAAUGUGUGCCCAUCAGAAGGAAAAAGAAAGAAGAGAAAGAUCCAUUACUAAUCUCGGACUUAUCCUACCCAGUCCUGACCGGGAUCAGUGUCAGAAAGGCCUUCCGUCUCCGUCUCCGCCUCAUACUCCGUACAUCCAUCAAGCUCAUCGAGAUGAAAACUUGGCAGUAGCAAAAAGAAGUUCUCAUAGAUAUGAAAGAAACGAUACUUUACCGGCUCCACAAUCACCCAACAACUGUGAAUAUGAACGCAGAUUAAAACAGCUUAGGCGUCAUACAGACUGGUGCUGGUUAAACGCAUGCCUCGGCAUAGUUGAAGGUGAUAAUGCACCAGUCGAAGCUUAUUUGGCAAGCGGUGGAGACCCUGCUCGUCAAUUGACGCAUUCCGAAGUUCUCCUUUUGAACAGAAGCAGCGCUUUUGACAUUGGGCAUACUCUAGUUCAUCUGGCAAUUCGAUUCCAAAGAGAGGAUAUUCUAGCUACACUGUUGGCACAGAUCGAAGGGUCCGGGUCGGGUGUGAAGAGAGUACCAAGUUAUGUGGCACCAGAUUUGGCAGAACAAAUUCGUCGGCAUGUAACAAAUAGCAUUGGACUCCGAAAAGGUUCUUUUCCAUGCUGCUUUGUUAUGGACAUGGCUACCUUCGCACUACCUGCUGAGUUUGAUCAAUUGAAGGUUGAAGAUCUACCGAGUAUAGUUCAGGAGCAGAUGCUUGAAGAGUUACUUGACAGAGAAGCACAACAACAGCUGGAAGGUGGAGGUGGAGAACCACCGGCCUUGAAUUGGUCAUUAGAAGUAACUGAAAGACUUGGAAGUAGAUUACACGCUCUGUGGAAUAGAUCUGCCGGUGACUGUUUGUUGGAUUCCGUAAUGCAGGCAACAUGGGGCGUAUUCGAUAGGGAUAAUACGUUACGUGGUGCUUUAGCUGAUUCACUGCAACAGGGUGGACAAUUUUUUUAUCCUCGCUGGAGGGAAUAUGAAGCAUCGCAAGCAGCGCGGAUGUUAGACUUCACUCUCGAAGAAACUCAAUGGCAAGAAGAUUGGGAAAAUCUACUAGCAACUGCAGCUCAACCUGGUAGCGCACUUGAGCAAUUGCAUGUCUUUGCAUUAGCCCACAUAUUGCGAAGACCCAUUAUUGUUUAUGGUGUCAAAUACGUCAAGAGUUUUCGAGGUGAAGAUAUAGGUUACGCAAGAUUUGAGGGAGUUUAUUUACCAUUGUUGUGGGAACCAUCGUUUUGUAUCAGAUCACCAAUCGCUUUGGGUUAUACCCGUGGCCACUUCACAGCUUUAGUUCCAAUUGAGCCAUACCCAUCAUCAAGAAUCCCACCAUUAGCUCCACAUGCUAAUGUCGGAGUUGGCGGUGUUGGUGCCAUGCCACAAAUGCAAAUGCAAACAACAUUUAUGCCAUUAAUGGAUCGUGAUCGUAAGCUUUUACCGAUUCACUUCCUAAGUUCUGAAGAAAUUGGCCGUGAGGAAACCAUAUUAAAACAGUGGCUCGACGUUUGCACAACAGAGGGCGGUAUUCUAGUAGCUCAGCAAAAACUUCACAAAAAACCCCUGCUAGUCGCGCAAAUGCUUGAAGAGUGGCUCAACCAUUACCGAAGACUUGCACAGAUGAACAAUGCUCCAUUUUCUCGACCAGCAACAUUACAAGACUACAGCAGUGAUGGGGAUACGGAAGAUGAAUAAGAAAAGCUCAGAUAAUUGAUAAAAUUAUGCAACUUGGUGAAAAUUUAUUUGUUUCUCUCCAGUCAGCAAAUUUAGAAUGGUAAAAACGUCUGCACGGGUGCAGCGAUAUGGAAAUACCAAGUCACUGUGCCUAGAAUCAUAGAGUACGUAAUAUAACUUGUAUACAGUGCAAGUACAGAGUUUAAAACUUCAAGAAUUACCCUCUCAUUAUAUAUUUGAAUCCUUAUUCAUUCGCAAUAGCGAUUAUACAAUGAAUAAUUACAAAUUAAUAUCUCAUUAACUUAUUAACUUAUUCGAAUUGCUGUCAGCGAAGGUUUCAUAUUUCUUUCAUUUACCUGCAUAGUUUAGUUGUAUAUAUUGCCAAACGGCAAUAAAAAAUUGAAGAAUAUUUGAUCGUUAGUGAAUUUAAGAUUUUUUUACAUCUUAAAAUAUGAGAAAAUUUUAUUCGUUGUUGAACUAGAAAUUAGGUAAUUUCACCAAAUUACGCACCACUUUGUGGUAUUUCAGCCGUCCUAGAGAAAACGUAGUAUCUAUGUAUACAGUAUCUUGGACAUAACUUACGCUCUUUUCUUUAUAAAUAUUGCGCAAUCAAGAGCAUGAAAGAUCAUUGUCUUUUACUUCACUCAAUAUCCUGUAAUGCAAUACUAGGUUCGUACAGACUAAGUAAUGAGCAGACGUACUCAAGUGUUUGCAACAAAUGCAUUACUCCUUUGAACUCGUUUUAUUUUCUUUCUUGCACUGAUACAUCGAUUUGAUCCAGUUUUACUAGGGGAAGAAGAAACUAAGAACUCGAUGUUUAUACUUUUCUUUUAAAUCAUAACGCAUUUUCAGUUUCUUGUUACAUCCUUCUGAUUUGACUAAUUCGAACCUAGUAAUAAUUGGAUGCCAAUUUAUGGUUUUACUAUUAUUCAUCUCAAAUCUGUCAUCUGAAAUCGGAUUUUUUAAUAUCUAUGGUCAUGCCAAGAUUCUCCGCUGAUUGAUGGACUUUUGAAUGGUAUUUGGUACAAGUUUUCGAUACUUCAAGAUUUAUUCUUCAAAAUGAAUAUUCUGUAAUGAUUCUGAAAGUUCAAAUGAACUAUAACCGUGCUCGUAAACAAAAUAUUGUAGAAACAGUAUUAAAAGAAGGCAUUCUGAACGUGCAAGUUUCAAACUUUGAUCUAAUGAUACUCCAAAGAUUCAUUUGAAAAUGAAUAAAUUGAUUUGGUGUAGAGCAAUAGGCACAAUUUAAUAUGGCAUCAACUACCUAAUAAACUUUGUUUUGGAAAAUUGAAUAAAAAUAAUAAAGAUUCGA
Neodiprion fabricii is the source of this 4440-nucleotide messenger RNA. RefSeq names its product ubiquitin thioesterase trabid (gene trbd). The record is from RefSeq and is a predicted model, not a curated record. Gene Ontology annotation, molecular function: cysteine-type deubiquitinase activity; K63-linked polyubiquitin modification-dependent protein binding. Gene Ontology annotation, biological process: positive regulation of Wnt signaling pathway; cytoskeleton organization; protein K33-linked deubiquitination. Lineage: Eukaryota; Metazoa; Arthropoda; Insecta; Hymenoptera; Diprionidae. The coding region runs from base 882 to 3149 and encodes 755 amino acids. Gene Ontology annotation, cellular component: cytoplasm; nucleus. The transcript is spliced from 10 exons.